Molecule: messenger RNA, 855 nt
Organism: Cylindrotheca closterium
Lineage: Eukaryota; Bacillariophyta; Bacillariophyceae; Bacillariales; Bacillariaceae
Source: the annotation of a GenBank genome assembly
AUGAGGUGUGAUCAUCAUGCUCCAACGCUGGGCCAUUUGGUGGAAUUGGCUGCUGAUCACACCAAUACUGACAGAGACAGUGAAGGAACGAGGGCGAGUACGGCUAGGUCCAUUGCCGACGUUGGCACUGACCAUGGCUUGCUGGCAAUGAGCUUUGCACUUUCAGGAAGAUAUGACAGAGUAUUGGGAGUCGAUGUUUCAGAACAGGCACUAUACAACGGGGCACUUUCGUUGCUGGAGACAGCCCAAGAAAUUUAUGAGCAACAGCUUGAUGACGACAGCAAUGGUGAUGGCACUGAAGGAGAAGAGACAAGAAUACCAAUCACUUUUCGAGUGAGUGAUGGGCUUGACAACAUAGAUCCAGGUGAAGCUGACACAGUGUGUAUUGCUGGUAUGGGGGUCAACACGAUGAUUAAGAUCUUGUCGAUGCCAAGUGAUACUGCCGAUAUCACCCACCUGGAUCGAAUACAAUGUCAGCAAUUGUUGCUCCAACCCACGAAUUCUCGGCCAAGUCACCUGAUUCUGCUUUACGAUCAUUUGCAAAAGUCAGGCUGGCGACUGGUUGACGAACGCAUCGAAGAACUGUCGAAGAGAUGGUAUGUGUCAACUUGCUUUCAGCGAAAAAGUAAGGACGAAGAAGACAAUGUGGAUCCAAAUAUCAAUACUCAUACGCCAAUGGAGUUGCCAACCUCCAAGCUGAUUCAGCUGAAAGACGACAAUCCCAUGUUUUCACCAUUCCAAAAGUACGUCGCCCAUCAUUGUCAGUGGAUCGAAAUGGAUGCUGGAGCACGAGGAGCACUCAAGGAAGCAGACGAGCGAUGGCUAAAAGCCUUCCAGCAAUUACCACGGGACUAG